AUGAACUUUACGACCGGCGCCAAAGCGUCCGAGCUGCUUUCGCUCGACCAUAUCAGGAGUCAAUUAAUUCGAUUAGAGGAUACCAUCAUCUUCUCGCUUAUCGAGCGCGCGCAAUUCGCUCGCAAUGCAAAAAUCUAUGAAAAAGGGGCAUUCAGAGAUAUCAUUGACUUUGAUGGCAGUUGGGUGGAAUGGUUCCUCUUGGAGACGGAGAUCUUUCAUGCCAAAGCGAGACGAUUCACCAGUCCCGAUGAAUUCCCCUUUACUCCACUCGAACGACUCCCUCAACCGGUCAUUCCCGUCAUGACCUUUCCUCGUCUCCUCUACCCUCCUGCGGCAUCCAAAGUGCGGGUGAACGAUCAGAUACUCAGGUUCUACUGUGGGGAGAUUGUACCUGGAAUCACGUCGGCUGCAGAUGAUGGCAACUACGGAAGCGCAGCGACACGGGAUGUAGAGGUAUUGCAAGCACUGUCAAGGCGUAUACAUUUCGGCAUGUUUGUGGCCGAGUCAAAGUUUCUCUCUGCACCACACGACUUCAUCCCUCAUAUCCUUUCAACUCCACCUAAUGGAGAUGCGCUCGCGGGACUCAUCACGAAACCAGAAGUCGAGGCCAAGCUCCUCGUCCGGCUGGGGAACAAGGCGAAGAUCUACGGGGGAGAGUUUGAUGCGGACGGAAAGAUCAUAGAGACUUCAGGGAUGGGCAAGAUUGACGUGCAAAAGAUCGUGGACAUGUACAGAGAUCAUGUGAUACCGUUGACAAAGGUGGUCGAGGUGGAGUAUCUCGUGCAUCGUCUGGACGACGUCCCUCAAAGUCAGAUCGACGCGUGGAUGCAGAGUAGACAUUAA
This is a messenger RNA of Kockovaella imperatae, 843 nucleotides long. Its product is annotated as chorismate mutase. Lineage: Eukaryota; Fungi; Basidiomycota; Tremellomycetes; Tremellales; Cuniculitremaceae. Gene Ontology annotation, molecular function: chorismate mutase activity. Bases 1 to 843 code for a protein of 280 amino acids. Gene Ontology annotation, biological process: aromatic amino acid biosynthetic process; chorismate metabolic process. The transcript is spliced from 6 exons. Gene Ontology annotation, cellular component: cytoplasm. The record is from RefSeq and is a predicted model, not a curated record.